UAAUAAUUACCUCCAUGAAGUACUGAACAAGUGGAGGGGGUGAAAAGCAAGCGAGGAGGUGGAGUGUUCAGAGAGGGAGGAAAAGCCAGCAGAAGAGCAGGAAAAAAAGAGAAAAACCACCAGACACAACAACAUCGGGGGGAGGACGGUGGAUUAACUGCCAACUGAAGCAAUUCAAAUUAAGAGAAACGCCGCUGUGAAGAAGGGAGGACAGCAAGAUGAUAACGCCCUAUUUCCUGGAAAAUUUCUGGGGCGAUAAAAACAAUGGAUUUGAUGUACUGUACCACAACAUGAAACAUGGCCAGAUAUCCAGCAAGGAGCUAUCAGACUUCAUCAGAGAAAGAGCCACCAUAGAGGAGGCGUAUUCAAGAUCAAUGACCAAACUGGCCAAGACCGCCAGCAACUGCUCUCAGCUAGGGACGUUUGCACCGGUGUGGGAUGUGUUUAAACAGUCCACCGAAAAACUGGCGGCAUGUCACAUGGAGCUGGUCCGCAAACUUCAAGAGCUCAUCAAGGAAGUCCAGAAAUAUGUUGAGGAACAAGCCAAAAAUCAUAAGAAGACAAAAGAGGAGGUGGCGUCCACGCUGGAGGCUGUGCAGAACAUCCAGAGUGUGUCACAGGCCUUACAGAAGAGCAAAGAGAACUAUAUCAACAAGACACUAGAGCAAGAACGCAUGCGCAAAGAGGGGGCCACACAGAGAGACCUGGACAAGGCUGGACUGAAGGUCAAGAAAGCCACAGAGACCUACAAGUCAUAUGUGGAGAAAUAUGCCAAUGCAAAGACAGAAUUUGAGCAAAGAAUGACAGAAACCGCACAGAAAUUCCAGGGCAUUGAAGAGGAACAUGUACUGCGUAUGCAGGAGAUUAUACAUUCAUACUGUCAGUCUGUUGAAGAGACACACAUACAGAUAGGAGAGGUCCAAGAAGAGUUUGUGAAAAACAUGGAGAACACUUCCGUUGAGAGCCUCAUACAGAAACUGGCAGAAAGCAAAGGAACAGGCAAAGAGAGACCAGGGCCCAUUGAAUUUGAGGAAUGUAAUGUCUCAAUCGCCACAGAAGGUGCAAAACCCAGAAAAAGGAAAACCUUUGUCAUUCCAGGCCGACGGAAAGAUAAAGACACAGAUUCCACUGAAUCGACUGAAGCAGAAGCAGUUAACGCUUCCAACGGAGCUCCCCCGGGUUUCUACGGUGCUAUAGAUCUUCAUAACGCCAAUGUGCCUCAGCUGGAUGAGGACGGCUUCUGUAUCCGACCAGAAGUCAAUGAGAAUGAUGCCAAAGAGAACUCCUUUUAUUCAUCCAGUGACUCAGAAGAUGAGGACGAGCCAAGAAAAUUCCACGUCCAGAUCAAACCCGUGCAGACAAACAACGGCACACACCAGCACAAAGUCACCAUCGACGAGCUGAAGGCCUCCAUUGGAAACAUCACGCUCUCGCCCACCCCUGCCGUUCAUAUGAAGAAGAACCAGUCCAGUGAUGAACUGGCACGACCCAAGAUACCGCAGACAUCCUUUAAUGAUAGAUUAGCCAAUAAUGACCUGCUGUCUUUGGAUCCAUUUGGCCUGACCAGCUCCAGCUCCUCUAUACCUCACUCAUCAGAAGUGGAUUUACAGUCGGAGCCCACCUCUCCUUCAGUAGUCAGUCUUGAGAUUACCGAGGCUCCUUCUUUUCCCCUUCCCUCCAAACUCCCUCCUCCUGCCGGUCUUGCCAAGCCAUGCACUCCGCCGUUCCCUGUUCUCUCCUCUCCUUGGGAGCUCCCUGAUGAGGCUGUCGCUCCCCUCCACCCUGGCCCAGCUCGAGCUAUGAGUGUGCUUCCAGCUCUGCAGGCUGCUCCUAAGGACUAUGUUACCCACAAGCCCCCUCUCAGUGCUCCCGUCACUGGUCCAGACGCACUUUCAUCCUGGGCCCAGAGCCAAUGGAUUGCCUUUAAUGAUGCCUUUGUGCCAUGUCGUGGACUGUCCCAUCAACCACCAAGGCCUCGGUCAGUGCCCAUUUCUCAACAGCCCAAGCUUUUCUCCAGAGAGCCUGUUGACACAUUUGGCAGCUUUGGGAGAGAGGAGAGUGCCCCCUCUCUAAAGGAAGCACCAGCUCGACCCAUGCAGUAUGUACCACCGCCAAACAGGCCAACCACUCCCCUGGGCACAGCAACCAUUGUCCCGCCUCCAAGACCAUUAUCCCGGCCCAAACUGCCUGCUGGCAAACUGACGGGCAUCAAUGAGGCUGGCCGACCGUUCAGCCCUCAUAAGAUGUCCAACUCCAGCCCUCCUCCCGCUGCUCCUCUGGCUCGUGCCGAGAGCUCCUCCUCUCUCAGCUCCAACACCUCCUUGAGCACCAGCAACACACCAACUGUCGAGGACGAUCUGUUCGUGGGGAAACUGCCCACAUUUGAGAAGAGAUGUGAGACUCCUGCAGGGACCUCUCGUGGGCCCAGUCCAGUGACACUGGCUUCCCAGGAUGCAUUGCCCAUUGCGGUAGCAUUCACAGAAUCAGUUAAUGCCUAUUUCAAAGGAGCAGAUCCCAGCAAGUGCAUUGUGAAGAUCACAGGAGACAUGACCCUGUCCUUCCCCAGCGGCAUCAUCAAGAUUUUCACCUCUACUGCGUCUCCUGCUGUACUCAGCUUCAAACUCUCAAACACUAGCAGAUUAGAGCAAAUCAUGCCCAACCAGCAACUACUGCACAGUGACUCCUCCCAGAGCGACACAGACACUAAAGACUUUUGGCUGAACAUGCCUGCACUGACAGCGUACCUCAGGAAGAGCUCUGAGCAGAACCCUGCUGCAUCUUAUUACAACGUGGACAUCUUAAAGUACCAGGUAUGUUCAAAUGGGAUUCAGUCAACUCCUCUGAACCUUGUGGUGUACUGGAAAUGCACUCCUAGUACUACAGACCUGCGAGUGGACUACCGAUACAACCCAGAGUCCAUGCAGCCCCCCGCAGCUCUCACCAAUUUACAGAUGUUAGUGCCCGUCAAUGGAGGUGUCACAAACAUGCAGUCACUUCCCAAUGCCAUCUGGAACGCAGAACAGAGUAAGUCAUUAUGGAAAUUGAGUGAUAUCUCUGACAAGUCUGAAAAUGAAGGCUCUGGUUCUUUGAGAGCAAAGUUUGAGCUGUCUGAUGGUCCAUCCAUCCCUGCCACCCUGGCUGUUCAGUUCUUCAGUGAAGGCAGCACUCUGUCUGGUGUAGAUAUGGAACUGGUCGGCUCUGGUUACCGUCUCUCCCUCAAUAAGAAGAGAUUUGCCACUGGCCGCUAUAUGGCUGACUGCUGAGAUCUGAGCAGAGACCUGUCCGCUCUCAAAUGCAGGGAAUCUGGAGGUCAAUUUCUGUUCAUUCAUUAAUUCUGUCACUGGUUCGCAAUGAUAUUUAUGGAGGAUCGUUAGGGGGGAUGGAAAAAGAGAGCUGUCUGGGUGAAGGCCUCUCAUGCUUCUGUUUCCUCUCCACGUUCUGAACGAUCCAGUUCCAGUGAAGCACCUUCUGGAGAUUCAAGAUUUUUAUACUAUAUUAACGUAGCACUGAAUAUCAAACACUGUGUACAAAGAAAAAUAAAAAAAGAAAAGAAAAAAUGAGGAAUGUCAGGAUAUUGGCGAAUGAAAUCAUUAAUCUUUGAUACUUUUCGAUCAAUUCAGACUUUUAUAAAGUCAGAACGGUAGUGUUUGGAAUUUUGAUAUGUAUAGUUAACAAUUUGUAAUAUGAAUUAUAUGUGUAUAAUACAACAUAUCUAGGCAAAAAAAAAUAACAAAAAAACUGCACUAACAAUCUUUCUGGAUAUUUGUUGAGCAUUCAUUUCUCCAUUUGUAUUCACCCAAAUGUCAGUCACAAUGACAAUGAGAAGAACAAAAUGUGGAAAAAAACAGGAGAAAAGGAGAGACCAGAGAAAAGCUUUAGCAAUAGAUCACUUCAUUCUCACAAGAAAGCCUUACUUCUUGUCCGUGGUCUUUUCCAUAACCGAGCAUUGCACAUCCGGCUGAUAGAUUUAGAUUCCCCCUCCCCCCAAUUUUUGUUGUUUUCAGUUUCUUUCUUUUUUUCUUUUUUAAUUACAUUUAUGGAUUGUUUUUAAAGUUUAGUGCCAUUUUCACUUUAACAUUGUCAAGAGAACCUACUGGUUAGUUGUGUGUCUUGCUUAACAGCUAAAUGAAACUUAUACACUGACCUCAGUGCCUCUUUAUAUGUUAC
Molecule: messenger RNA, 4167 nt
Organism: Sinocyclocheilus grahami
Lineage: Eukaryota; Metazoa; Chordata; Actinopteri; Cypriniformes; Cyprinidae
Product: FCH and mu domain containing endocytic adaptor 2
Exons: 28
Coding region: 219-3263 (1014 amino acids)
Biological process (GO): synaptic vesicle endocytosis; clathrin-dependent endocytosis; clathrin coat assembly
Cellular component (GO): plasma membrane; clathrin-coated pit; clathrin-coated vesicle
Source: RefSeq, a predicted model, not a curated record